Diabrotica virgifera virgifera (western corn rootworm) is the source of this 29965-nucleotide messenger RNA. RefSeq names its product prostatic acid phosphatase. NCBI's taxonomy places the organism in Eukaryota, Metazoa, Arthropoda, Insecta, Coleoptera, Chrysomelidae. The transcript has 3 exons. Gene Ontology annotation, molecular function: phosphatase activity. Bases 198 to 1442 code for a protein of 414 amino acids. Gene Ontology annotation, biological process: dephosphorylation. The record is from RefSeq and is a predicted model, not a curated record.
AUUUGACGAAUAACUAACUGUGGAUUACAAAUAGUUAUUGAAACGAAAUAAAAUUUAAUCGACUAAUAAAUCUUAUUCGACGAAUAACUAUUCACUGAUUUAUUUUUUGUUGGUGAAACCGACCCUAAUUUUAAUGUACGUACGGCUGUGAUAGCUUAAAUAGUAAAUAGUUCCUGCUAGUAAUUUAUUCGUAGAAGAUGACUCUUAUGUACUUCAUUUUUCUUGGACUAGCCUGUUUGGGAGCUAAUGGAGAAGAAGACAAACUUAAUGGUAUUGUAGUGAUGUACAGACAUGGUGAUAGAACACCUGUUGAUCCUUACCCAAAUGACCCCUACAAGAAUAGAUCAUUCUGGCCUAUUGGAUAUGGACAGCUUACGAAUAAAGGAAAACAGCAGCAUUUCCAGCUGGGGCAAUGGUUUAGAGAUAGAUACGACGGAUUUUUGCCAAGAAACUUUCUAGUAGACGAUAUUUACGUGAUGUCAUCAGACUACGACAGAACCCUUAUGUCAGCCGAAGCAAAUCUGGCCGGCCUCUAUCCGCCUGUAAAGACACAAACAUGGGAACCGAAACUCAAAUGGCAGCCUAUUCCAGUACACUCCAGUCCCAAAAAUCAAGACGCGUUAGUAGCUGCCCAGAAACCUUGUGCUAAGUAUGACCAGUUGUUGAAACAACUUUAUAAAUCGGAGUAUUUUAGAAACGUGAGUCAUAACAACCACGAUUUAUUUGCUUAUUUGACGAGGUAUACUGGACAUCUAGUAGCAGAUCUGAAAGAAAUUCAAUACUUGUAUAGUAAUCUAUAUAUAGAAACUGUGUUCAACUAUACUCUACCUCCAUGGACCUCCAAAGUUUUUCCCGGUAAAUUAAAGGCUUUAGCUAGUGUAGGCUUUGCAGUAGAUACUUGGACGCCUGCAAUGGCUAGGAUCAAAACAGGUCCUUUUUUUAACUAUGUAACAAGCUAUUUUAAAAAUAGGACUUCGAAGAAUCCAACCGAUACGAAAUUGGUGGUGUUUUCCGCUCAUGAUACAAAUAUUGCCAAUGUGCUUAACGCGAUGGGAGCCUUUGAUCGUCACUGUCCUCCUUAUACAAGUACCAUAAUGUUCGAGUUGUGGAGAAGCUCUAGUGGUGAGGACUAUGUUAACAUUUUGUACAAGAAUACUACCGAACCUCGACCAAUAGCUUUAAAAAAUUGUCGUCUUAAUUGUAGCCUGUCUGAUUUUGUUGAGAUUUUGAAACCUAUUACCGUAAGUUUAGACCAAUGGGAGAAAGAGUGUGUGGUUAGAUGGGAUUUUGUUUGGCCUUUGACGUUCCAAUGGAAUAUUAUUCUGAUAUGUUCAUUAAUAACAGUCAUUUUGCUGUUAUCGGCGGUGAUAGUAGGUGUCCGGAAAUCCAGAAAAGAAUGUGAUAAUAAUUAUAUACAGUUGCCGAAUGAGGAGUACGCCUAGUCUAUUAAUUCUAGGGAGAUUGAUAGGUUUGAAUUGAUUGGUAAAAUUGGACUGAACUGUGUAGUAUUUAAAUAAAAUAUUGAAAAAUGUUGUAACUUUAGGUUAAUGAUGACAUUGCGGCGAUAUUAUCAGGUAAAAAUGGGUAAUUACGGGUAUUUACGAACAAAUGAGUUUUAAAUUUUUUUAUUGUUUUAAGUUAACAUAAAUUUGAAUGUAUUAAAUAACACCUGCAAGGAAAACAUAUAAUUUUAUGAAAGAGUAUGAUAAAUUGUCGUGUUUUUACGUAGAAGUUACGUAGAAUACAUUACAAACAUAAAACGGUUCAUAAAGCCAACAACAAGAAUUAUUUGUUUGUUGCCAUAUAAUGCGUGUCUUAAAAUUCAAGCAGGAUUUGAAUUUGCCGCCCUUUGCGUACAAAAAAGACAAACAGUUUGACAGCUGUCAGUUUAGAGUAAAAAUGGGGCGUUACAUGAGUGAAAACGUGAAAACGCGUUUUCAUUGUUGAUAGUGCAGUCAGUGAGGGUAUUUGACUCAGAAUUCCAUCCUACUGCAUAAAUUUACUUCAUACUUAUUUUCACUGUAAGUAAGCAAUAACUCAAGAAACAAAGUCUACCCUACAUUCUAUGCCGCUUUUAUCUUGGGGUGGUUCCCACCCCUUCCCGGGGCUGAAAAUUUUUUUAGUCAAAACCACCAAAAUGGCUAGAGAACCUAAUCGUAAGCCAAAACUGUUCUAUAAUUUUUUUGAAAACUCUAUACUUUUUGAGUUAUUCGUGGUUGAAAAUUUACCAUUUUCAUUGAAAAAUGACCUUUUCGGACGUUUUUUGCGAAUACCUUAAAAAUUAUGCAUCUAACGAAAAAAACUAUGUAAAAUAUUUUUGUAGCUUAUGAAAAAUCAAAGAAAUUCAUUUCUUCAUAAAUCUUCUAGUUAUAAUAUUUGUAAAAUAUUUAACCCUUAAGUACUAACAUCUUAAAUCAAUGACGUAAACACUAACUAACCGCCUGACAGACGGGUUUAAUAUUUUAGUGUUAUUUUUUUUAUUGUUAAAAAAUAUUUGAAUGCAAAAAAUCUUUCGGUGACUUACUGAAAGUAUUAGUUAUCUAAAAAACACAGUAAUUAAUCUAGUCAUUCUGUAUUUAUUAAAAUAAAACACAUUAUAACAAGAAUGGAAGAAUUUGUUUGUGUGCCUUUUUACUUUUUACUCCUGAAAAAAGUGUGAUAAAAAUUAAACAAAUUAAAGAAUCUUGAUAAAAAUUUAUAAUCGAGUUAAAUGAAGAGUAAGAAACAUGAAAAUAAAAAGGUUUUUUUUAAAAAUGUUGAAACAAAAAAAACUGACACGCACUAAAAUUGGUAUAGUGUAGCAAUGGUAGUCAGUGGCAACAUUAUUUUCAUCACAAAUUGAUUCCACUUCGCUUAUGUCACCUUCUACCUCAUCAAACCGUUUCAAAAGAGUUUCCUUAGAUUCUUUAUCCCCUUAUUUGAUCUUUUUUGACGAACUGAGCACAUUAUGAUUAAUGACGAACUGGACACAAACACUAACACCCCGUCUAUUAGACGGAAAUCACACUUUGAGUCUAAAUAUCUUUCGAAUAACAACCUGCCGCAAAUUGCCGAAUUCAAUACAACUAAAUAACAACGUAACUUGAAAAGUCAUAAACGGGUGACCUUCAAAAUUUUCUAGGAGGAGAAAUAUCCCACUUUCGACAAGCGAUGCCGUCUGAGAGACGGGGUGUUAGUACUUAAGGGUUAAGUAAUGUUAUGUAAAAUAUUUUUAUAGCUUAUGAAAAAUCAAAGAAAUUCAUUUCUUCAUAAAUCUUCUAGUUAUAAUACAAAAAGAGAUAUGGUAGGUGGAAAGAGAUUUUUUUGGUGUAUACUCAAAGCGGUGUAUUCAAUUGAAAUUAACAGAGAAAUGGUCGAUUUUAGGCGUAUAAUGCUACUAAUACCUUUUGUAGUGCUUGGAAACCCCUUUAAAAUGAGCACUGUUUAAUUACAUUGUCGAUUACAUUUAAACUAAGCGAGAUAUGCUGCCAAAAAAAUUGAUGACUAAUGUAUUUUAAGGAAUAAUAAGAAUUUUUAACUCCUCAUCCACCAGAAUUUAAAUGCAUCGUUUUACUUCUACAAUACCUUUUAUUAUAGUGUUAUGUCUGAAGUUGAACGUUCAUUCAUUAAAAUGAACAAUAAAAAAAAAUAAGAUCAAAUUUCGCAUUUAAAAAAAGCGCAUUUUUAAGGUUGCUUAAAAAUCUUCCUUUUUCUCCAUGUAACUCGAAAAUGAUUGAUAAGAGAUACAAAAAAAGAUACAGUACAAAAAUAUAGGGUUUUUUAUACAUAUAACAAUUUUGUUUUUUCUUCCAUUACCGUAUCUCUAUCAUUUUCGAGUUACUUGGAGAAAAGGGAAGAUUUUUAAGAAAAUUUAAAAAUGCGCUUUAUAAUUUGAUCUUAUUUUUUUUCAAAUACCAUGCAUUUUAAACCCUUUCAACUUUUUGCACAUAGAAAUAACACAUAAAAGGUAUUGUAAAAGUAAAAUGAUGCAUUUAAAUCUGAUCGCAUUUAUCUUAAAAUAAAUUAGUCAUCACUUUUUUGCACCAUAUCUCGCUUAGUUUGAAUGUAAUCGGCAUUAGCAUGCUCUUAAAGGUCUUUUCUAGCACUACAAAAGAUCUUAAUAGCAUUAUACCCUUGAAUCCACCAUUUCUCUGUUAUUUUAAGUUGAGCACACCGCACACACAUAAUUUAGUCUUUAUUGUGCUAUAUUCCUGAGAGUUUAGUUGAUUCAAAGCUAUUUGAUAGAGCUAUGUAUAUGGAAGGAGUUGGGAGAUGCCUAUACCCAUAAAUGGACUAUAGAAGGCUAAAAGAAUAAUGUAUAAGGUAUAUAAAAGUAUAGAACUACAAAAAACCGUCUUUUUAAAAACACAAUUUAAAUGUAUUCGUUUCAAGAAAAAACAAAAUGAUUGGCAUGCUCAUUAUCACUAAUUGGUAGUAUUAGUUAAUCGACAUUUGCUUCCGUUCGGAAUUACCCAUUUUUACCAUAAUCGAAUGAUUAAAUAAUGCAUCAAGCAGGUUGAUCCAAAGUUAUGGGCAUUCAAAAUUAAUGAAUUAUAAAAUAGACAACGUGAGCUUAUAUAAUAUUCUGAAAGUAUAGAUAUACUGUUGUAUGGUUUCACAAAGUCCCGUUAAUUUGACAAUUUGACACUCUUUCAUUUUAUAUGUUACAGUUCAAGUUAAUUAUCCAGUUGGAGUUGACUAUUCCUAAUUCGAGUCAACUCAACCGGCUGGUUUUAGUAAAAGUUGAUUUUAAAUAUAAAAUGAAGAUUUUUAUUCAACAUUUACUAGUAAAAGUAGACUCCAACUAGAAAAAGUAUACUCUUCCCAAUGCCAUUUAGUAAGAGUUGAUUCACACAAACAACCGAUUCUAGAAAUUAAAUGUUACUGGAUAUGUUCAAAUCGUGAUAAGUAGUUGAAACGGUCAACACAAAGAGACGCACACUUAUCAGAAAAGCACUCGAGAUUAUACUCGUAUAAUCUACGUUUACUGAAUCGAUCCAGGAAUAGUCAACUCAAACUAGUAAGAGUUGAUUCUAUUUUUCCCGCGAUCUACUUUUACUAACAAUGGUUAGGAAGAGUCAAGGGCGGUCAUAAGGGUGGGGCCAUGGGGGCCAUGGCCCCCCCCAAAGGUGGCAAUGCACCUUAAAUAAACUUGUCUAGUAACACAGGAUAAUGUUAUGUUAAUAUAUUUUAAAUUAUUUACUCUGUAAAUUAAUUAUUUUGAAUGGAUUCACAUACGGAUUUUGAAAUACCUAGAUACUGCAAUCUGUAAUAAUGAUAAUUAAUCAUAAUGCCUGUCUCUUCAACUCUGGUUACGCCAAUGCAAGUGCAUCGCCUUCUGCGCGAAUCCCGACACCGGCGACGUCCAGUGUAGAAACAGAAACAUAAGAAUGCCUAUGUACAUAUUUUUUUAUGGAAGUUAUAUCGUUGUGUAUUGUGUAGAAAUUUGAACGUUCUGAAGUAUCUAUCGUCUACCCGAUAUACACUAUCGUAUCGUAGUUAUAGAGGUGACAUAGGUGCAGUGCACUAUAUACAGGGUGUCCCGAAAAGAAUGGUCAUAAAUUAUACCACACAUUCUGGGGUCAAAAAUAGUUCGAUUUAACCUAACUUACCUUAGUACAAAUGUGCUCAUAAAAAAGUUAUAGCCCUUUGAAGUGACAAAAUGAAAAUCGAUUUUUUUCAAUAUAUCGAAAACUAUUAGAUAUUUUUUAUUGAAAAUGUUCAUGUAUCACUCUUAUUGCAGGAACAUCUUGAAACAAAAUUUUAGUGAAAUUUGUCCACCUAAUAAAAAAUUUAUGGGGAUUUUGUUCCCUUAAACUCCCCCAAACUUUUUUGUACGUUCCAAUUAAUUGAUUAUUGUGGUACUAUUACUUAAACACGACGUUUUUAAAACUUUUUUGCCUCUUAGUAUUUUUUCGAUAAGUCAGUUUUUAUUGAGAUGCGGCUUCUUUUUCAAUAUAUUUACGUAAAAAUUGUAUGGGGGGUUUGUUCCUUUAAACCCCCCAAAUGAUUGUGUACGUUCCAAUUAAAGUAUUAUUGUGGUACCAUUAGUUAAACACAGUAUUUUUAAAACUUUUGCCUCUUAGUCUUUUGUUCAUAAGUCACCUUUUAUCGAGAUGUAGCUUCUUUUUCAAAACAUACCUAAAAAUGUAAAUUAUAAAUAAAUUUUCAGAUUAUUAACAGGUCUCUAUAAUCGUACUUAACCAUAUACAAAUAUGUGGUGGAUUCGAUAAAUAUUCAAAAUAUCUCGAUAAACACUGGCUUAUCGAAAAAGUACUAAGAGGCAAAAAAGUUUUAGAAAUAAUGUGUUUAACUAAUGGUGCCACAAUAAUAAUUUAAUUGGAACGUACACAAAAGUUUGGGGGGUUUAAGGGAACAAAACCCCCAUAAAAUUUUUAUGGGGUGCACAAAUUUUACUUAAAUUUUUUUUUAAGAUGUUGCUGCCAUAUAAAUGCCACAUGUCCAUUUUCAAUAAAAAAUCUUUGAGAGUUUUCGAUAUAUGAAAAAAAAUCGAUUUUCAUUUUGUAACUUCAAAGGGCUGUAACUUUUUUUGUGUGUACUAUUGUAUAUAGGUAAGUGAGGUUCAAUCAACCUAUUUUUGGCCCCAGAAUCUGUGGUAUAAUUUAUGACCAAUCUUUUCGGGACACCCUGUAUAUUGCCGGAUUGUAAUCAUCAUUUUAUUCCAGGGUGACAGAUGAGUAAAAAUCCAUAGAUAGGUUAGGAAUAAUUUUCUGUUUGCUAACGGAACGAAUACAUCAGCAAUGAGUAAAUAAUACUCUGCAGUUUUCUCUCGUCCAGCGCAGAUGUUCGCUAUGUAGGAUGCUAUUUCGAAAUACAAAAGUUAAUAGAUUCCGAUUUGAACGAAAAGUGACUGCAAAUUAUUAUUAGGCUCAAAUUAAAAAACCUGGGCAUAUCCAUCUCUCGUUUGGCCGGAAUCACAAAUGUUCUUUUUUUCAGAAAAUGAAGAGGGCAAACAAUACGAAUACGUUGAAUUCGUAUUUUUCUGUUGUUCCGAAGAAAGUAAUUAAAGAUGUGGGUGAUAAUGGGUCAUCCCGGUCAUCUUCCUCAUCGUCUUCUCAACAGAAUCUCGUAGUGCCAGAACGACUUACAACAGUAUCAACAUUACAAACAUCAGUUAAUAAUGAAAAUACUCUAAAGCAAGUCGCUGUAGAAAAGUCCAAUGAAGUUAGUAACUACGACAUUGGUCGAGUUGUUGAUGGUUUGAGUGGUUUGGGAGACUUUCAAAAAUAUAAUUAUUUGAAAAAUACGUGGAUUCCGGAAAAAAACUACUCAUUUCCAUUUUCUGAACAUAACAAAAAUAACAAGUUAGUUAAGCGGUACUUGAGAUACGAUCAUCUCCAAAAAUAUAACUGGAUUGCGUUUUCGGACUUGAAGAAAGGACUUUUUUGUAAGCACUGUGCUAUCUUCGCAAAUUCAGGUGGUAAAAAUAAAGCAACAAGUUUGCAAAGUUUGGUUACCACACCAGUUACAAAAUUUGCAAAAUUAUUUGGAAUGGAUGGUGUGCUAGAUAAACAUAAUACAAAUCGAUAUCACAUUGAAGCGGUUUUAUCGAGCGAUAAUUUUAUAAAAUGUUACGAAAACCGAUCUUUAGAUAUAAGAAAUUUGAUAGAUAGUGCUCGAGCCAGGCAGAUAGAGGAUAAUCGAAAUCGGCUCAAACCAAUCAUUCGAUCUAUAAUUUUUUUAGCCAAACAAUGUAUACCUUUCCGUGGCCAUAGAGAUGACGGGCCAUUGUUAGAAGAAAGCAAUGUGACAAAUAAUGAGGGAAACUUCCGAGAGCUUCUUCAAUUCAGAAUCGAAGCAGGAGACAAAACUUUAGAAGAGCAUUUAAGAAACACGUCGUCACGUGCCACAUAUAUUAGCAAAAGAACGCAAAAUGAGUUGAUUGAAUGUUGUAAAGACGAAAUUUUGUCUGUUAUCGUGAAAAAAAUUAGUGAUGCUAAAUAUUACAGCAUUAUGUUUGACGAAACUACUGACAUAGCACGUUUCCCAAAUGUCGAUUGUUAUUAGAUACUUAGAAGGUAACAACGUGCGGGAGGAUUUUGUGUCAUUCAUAGAUUGUCAUUCUGAGAACUAUGAGCUCAGUCCCGAUACGUUGGAGCCGGUUUUGAAUGGUACUAUUUUAGGAAAAUCAGUGAUAAAACAAGUUCAAAAAUUUCGUUUACCAUUGGAAAAUUGUGUAGGAAUUUGUACAGACGGAUGCAGCGUAAUGACAUCAAAACAACAAGGAGCCGUCCAAGAAAUUCAAAAAGAUAUGAAUAUAGCUGUACGAUGUCCAUGUUUCAAUCAUGCUUUAAAUUUGAGUUUGUCGAAAUCAUCAAACGUUCAAUGUGUGAGAAAUGCUGUAGGGGUAAUGAAGGAAAUAAUAUCUUUUUUCAAAGCCUCUUCUAAACGCAAUUAUGUCCUCAAACAAACAUUGGGUGAUCAGCUCUCUGGAUUGUGUGAAACGCGAUGGGUAGAACGGCACGACUCCGUUCUGCAGUUUAAAGCAUCGAUUGAAAAAAUUUUGCAAGCUUUGAAUUUGAUUUCCGAAUGGAACGAAAGAGAAUCUUCCAGUAAAGCUAGGACGCAUAUACUUGCGAUCUCAUCAAAUUGCAGCUUUAUUAUCACUUUGUUUUGUCUAAAUGAAGUACUCGCAAUAACGUUACCUCUGAGCAAAUUAUUGCAAACAAAAAAUUUGGCUAUAAGCUCUACACAGAAUGCUGUUCUAAAUACGCUGCUUGUUUUGAAAGACAAACGCAACAAUGCAGAAACAAAUUUCAAUGCUUUGCUUAAAGAAAUAAUGCCAUGUCUAGAAAAUUUGAAUAUAGAUUUAUGUAUUCCAAGAGUGAAUAAAUUCAUGAAAAAUCGACCUAAUCCAGAUAUUCAUUCCUCCACAGAAUACUUUCGAAUAACGAUAUAUAUUCCUUUACUUGAAAGUAUCAUUUCCGACAUUGAGUGUCGUUUCCAGCAAGAAACCAUGGAUGUAUUUAAUCUGCAAGUAUGUGUUCCUGCUAUAUUAAUUCAUUCAAAUGAAGAUGACAUCCAUUCCGCCGUAGAAAUUUUGAUUGCAAAAUAUGGAAGUUUGUUUGAGACAGUUAGAGACGUGCUGAAGUCAACUUUUAUUGCAGAGCUACAUUUAUGGAAAAUGAGAUGGAAACACAGCAAAGAAUCGGAAAUUCCGAGCGAUGAUCUAAAUGCUCUCAUACAAUGUGAUGAAAUGAUGUAUCCAAUCAUUAAUAAAAUUUUAAAAAUAUUGUGUACUCUUCCAGUAAGUGUUGCAUCUGCAGAGAGGAGUUUUUCAGGACUGAGAAGACUUAAGAGUUGGCUGAGGGCCAAUAUGGGUGAAGAACGGUUAACUGGCCUUGCACUAAUGCAUGUCCACAAGGACAUUGUUAUUAACGAAGACAAUAUAAUAGAACGUUUCGCUAAAAGUGGAGUGAGCCGAAACAUAGAGUUCGUCAUGUACAGUGUGAAAAAUGAAAGAAUACCCAUGAACGAACAUAUAAAACACGCUGUAUUUUCCUGUCACCGUUCCACAGAAAAAAUUGUCCAGAGCAAGUACAUGUAACAAUAAUUAUUACAUGUACUGGCGCUGGCCAAUUUUUUGUUCGACACGGUGACAGGAAAAUACAGCGUGUUUUAUAUGUUCGUUCAUGGGUAUUCUUUAAUUUUUCCUACUGUAGAGUAUUAGUUUUUUGUUUAUAAUUUCAUUUCAUUCGAGUUAUUGUUAUUUUCUCUUUUCAAUAUAUAAAACAUCCCAUUCUGCGUUUUGUGUCUGUAUUGAAAUUGAGAGCUAAUAUCUAAUUGUGCAAAAUGCCCCCCCCCCCCCCCCCUGAAUUAAGAUAUAUGACCGCCCUUGGGAAGAGUCUACUUCAACUAGUAAAAGUUGAAUUAAGUUUUUCAAAUCAACUCUUACUGCUCGUUUUAUUUGGACUUGACUCGAACUGGGAAUAGUCAAAUCUAACUGAGACUCAACUUGAACCGUAACAUAUAUAAUUAACACUACAACAAACUAUUAACAAAAUUCAUUUCUAUCGUUAGAAAUUCCUCCCUAUCAAAAACUUCAUCAGUUCAAAUCAAAUGUAUUUUAAACUGUUUGCGUUAACAGUUUCAUACUUAUAUUGCAUAGAUUUUGUCUUGUUCUUGCUUGAGCUGUUCUUCUUCUUCUUCUUCUUUAAGUGCUAUCUCCCAAUCGGAGGUUGGAUAUCAUCAUCAUUAUUUUCGCUUUAUCUACCUCUGCUAUUGAACUGCAUUUGAACCAGUCCCUUAAUCUUUUCAACCAUUACCCCCCUCUUAUCUUUCCCUGUGUUAAAAAUCUUAGUAGACCAGGGCGCAUCUGUAAAAAUAUUAGUACAUUUGGAUGUUGAGAGGUGACUCAUUUUUUUGCACAAAUUACUUGAAAAUAACUCAUAUAAUAAUAUUUGAGUUAUCCUCCCACUCAAAAAGGUCCGGAACAUUGUUUAAAUAAUCAAAAUGUCAAAAAAUGAAGGAAAAAUUCGAUUUUUUUCUUCGUUUUUUGAUUAUAACUUUAAAAGUAUUCGUUUCCAAGAAAAGUUGCACUGACAUAAAAGUUGCGUAAUUAAAUUUAUUACAACAUAGGAUUAGUUAAAAAUUUUAAAAAUUGUCACCCUUGUUGCAAAAUAGCAAUAAUUGCGAAAAAACCAUAAAAAACAAGUAUUCGCAUUUUACGUUUUUCCACCAUUUAUACUACACCUAGGACCUUCAUAUUUCACCCAGAAAAACUUUAUGAUAUAACAAAACAAUACUGUAAAUUUCAUUAAGAUCGGUGUAAUAGAGUUUGCAAAAUAAAUUUUGCAAUCCAGCUUUCGCAAAAAAAAUCAUUUUUUCAAAAUUUUGCAAGACUGAAAAUAAAGCAGACGGCAAUUUGAAUUUUUUUUACAUAUAGAAGAAUACUGUACCUUUCAUUUACAAUUUUCAAAAUUAAAAUCGGUUAACUACCACGACGUCAGGAAUUUUUUUAAAUAAACAUUAUUUUUGGUGCUACGCGCAGGACAGCGGAUACGUUUGCUCUGAUUGGGCAUUCCAAUGACCUUUGAUAAUUAUUGAUAAAUUUUAAUUUUUAGUACAUUUCGGAAUAAAUAAAUAAAUUUGUUUAUUGCAAAAUAAAAACACAUACUCUGUCCUUGAAAUACAGUAGAACCCCGCAAAUCCGAACUAAUUGGGGGGACAGCCUGUUCGGAUUCCGAAAAGUUCGGAUUAUCCGAAAGUUAGCCUUAACUAGUAGUUCAAAGCUUUCAUUGUGAUUUUGAGUAGCCAAACGUUCUCGCAAGAGUCUGGACAAUAUUUUUGGAGUCAAGUUGACUACGAUAGAACCAAAGUAAGUUUGUGUUUAACCUUUAUAAACACUUUAUAAACCUAUAUAUUAAAGUAUAAUAUUUAUUUUUAAGAAAUUUUAAAUGUCAAAGUGCUAUAGUAAUCCAACAUUGUCCAAUUUUCUGGCUUUACUCUGUAUAAUAAACUUGUUUUUAAGUUUUUGUCUUGAAUUUUUAAAUUUUUUUCACUUUCCGUUGGUUCGGAUUUGCCGAAAGUUCGGAUUCGCGGGGUUCGGAUUUACGGGGUUCUACUGUAACACUUUUUUGACAAAAACUUUCUUUGUUCAUAUAUUUUAACUUCGAGAAUAAAAGUUUAUUAUUUUUAAACAUAUUAUGCCAUUGUUUAAACAAUAUUUCACAAACAAUAAUCAAAUUAGUUUGAUUUUUGUGGAAUUAAAAUAUUAAAAUACAACAAAAUAUAGAGUAAGAAACUAAGAAAGAAAAAACACCUCUGUCCUGCGCGUAGCACCAAAAAUUAAUGUUUAUUUAAAAAAAUUCCUGACGUCGUGGUAGUUAACCAAUUUUAAUUUUGCAAAUUGCAAAUUGCAAAUGAAAGGUACAGUAUUCUUCUAUAUAUGUACAUAAAAAAUUUCAACUUGCUAUCUGCAUUAGUUUCAGUCCUGCAGCAUUUUGAAAAAAGGAAUUGUUUUUGCGAAAGCUGGAUAGCAAAAUUUAUUUUGCAAAAUCUAUUAAACCGAUCUUAAUGAAAUUUACAGUAUUGUUUUAUUAUAUACUAAAGUUUUUCUGGGUAAAAUAUGAAGGUCCUAAGUGUAGCAUAAAUGGUUAAAAAACGUAAAAUGCGAAUACUUGUUUUUUAUGGUUUUUUCGCAAUUAUUGCUAUUUUGCAACAAGGGUGACAAUUUUUAAACCAAUCUUAUAUUGUAGAAAAUUUAAUUACGCAACUUUUAUUUUAGUGCAACUUUUCUCGGAAGUGAAUACUUUUAAAGUUAUAAUCAAAAAACGAACAAAAAAAUCGAAUUUUCCUUCAUUUUUUGGCAUUUUGAUUAUUUAAACAAUGUUCCGGACCUUUUUGAGUGGGGGGACAGCUCAAUUAUUAUUAUAUGAGUUAUUUUCAAGCAAUUUCUGCAAAAAAAUAAGAGUCGCCUCUCAACGUCCAUCUCAAAACAGAUGCGCCCUGGACUAUAUAUAGCAUUUCAUAUCGCUGUCUCCUAAUUACGUGCCCCAGAUAUUGUAACUUUCUUAUUUUGAUUGUGUUUAUUCUUUCGUAUUCUUUGCCCAUUUCUCGCAAUACUUUCGUGUUCGUUUUCUUCUGUGUCUAUUUAUUUUACAAACUGUGUAAGAUGUAUUUUUCCAGUAUGACUUGCAAAAUCCAAUCAGUUGCAGUAUCUAUUUCAAAAUCAGGUGCACCUGGUAUCCAUGACAAGAGACAAAGACAUAAAUGGAAUUUGGGCUCUGUGAAUUUGAAUUGAUUUUAUUUGUACCGCGAAAAACUUAUUUUAAGUUUUUUGAUCUACGAGCCUUGUAGGUUCUGAGCUAAAUAUUAUCUUCUUUCACUCUCUGCUGUCCUUAACCAUUUCUUCUCAGUUUCUAAUUUACUUCUGAUUUAGAUAAUCCGUAAUCAUCUCUGACCAUCUUGUUUUGGGCCUUUCUUUCCCCUGUUUUUGGUCACGUUUUCUCCAUCCAAUAUCUUUUACCUAUCUUGCAUUCUACCUAAAUAUCCCAACCAUUGUACUCUUCGUAUUCUUAUAACUUUAAAUGUUUCACGUUUUUGAGGGGUUCAUACAGUUCAUUAUUUGGCCUUCUAUCCCAUUAUUUUUCUCUUAGCUGCACAUCACAUAUUCUGCACAUAAGUUUCCGUUCCUAUCUUCCCAGCUUAUUUUGAGAUGUCUUAUUUAUAACCCACAUUUCAGCAAUAUACAGAAGAGUUAGUUUCAACACUUAAAAUUUUUUCUAAUUUUGUACUUUCAAAGCUGCUUUUAUUUCUGUUAUUUUUUUGCAUUUAUUGAUAAUACUAAGGGCCAACAAAUCUUUCCUUGUCUUACAUCGUAUUUUUUCUUGAAAUUGUAUGUUAUGUUGUGUAUUUAUUGAUCUCAUGGCAAUCUUAGACUAUUGCGAUAUUAGUGAGUUUUUAAUUUUACGUAGUGUUUUAGUCACACUUUCAUACCUUUAAUUUAAAUAAUAAAAAAAUUGUCAUAUAAUGGGUCAUAAUGAAAUUUAUUAUAGACAUAAGUAGCUAUGUCGGAACCAAGUUUUAAUUUUAAGUUUGAUUUUUAUUACACCUCGCCAAUGAGUGUUUUAUUGAUACAUACGUAAUUUUAUUUGCUCAAUUUUGUAAUGGUACACUGACGAAGGAGAUUUUGAAACGAUUUAUUCCGCUGUUCAAAAAUGUCAAAUCGUUCUCGACAAUCUGGCCUGUUGAAGUAGUAUACAGAAACUAUUUUAGCCAUAUCUGGUGGAGUAUACGGACACGUAUUCAACGAGUUCAAAGCUUUCAUUUAGCACGUUUCCUGCCACGUUGGUCCGAUGAGACAUUACUGGUGUUCGUUCAACAUUACAUAUUGUUCCGAUGGGAUCAUCAGAAGUUUUGUAUUUAUUAACAGAUCAUGUUGGUCCUAUGGAACAAACUUUUAUGCUGAUAUGUACCGAGCCGUCGGUGCUUAUUUAGUAAAAACUUGUGAACGGCUGUAGCUCAGCGGCAAUGUUCUGACUUCAUAAGCCAGAGCAAACGAGUUCGAUUCUCGGCACUAACAGCGACAUUUUCAUUUCUAAAAUGAUAUGAGAGGCGUGCACCGUGCUUCGGAGGGUACGUUAAGCCGUCGGUCCCCCUGUGCUAGUUGUGCAUCGACACUAGCUACUUCAAACAGGAUUAAAGAUGCAGUGGAGCCUGAACAAUCCGAAAGGAUCUCCCCGCAAAAAUGUCAUACGAUAUUAUCACACUAAAAACUAUCUAUGGUAACUCUAGAGAAAGUUUUCCUACAGAACCUACUGUCUUGUUUUCUGAAGUAAAAUAGGCAAUUAAAAUGCUAAAAAGAAAUAAAUUCCCAGGCAUUGACACUAUAUCAGGAGAAAUGAUUCAGUCAUUAGGUGACAAAGGAUUAUAAAUAGAUCAUUCCUUUUGUUUGUGUCGCUAUUUGGGAAAAUAUCCAUGUGGUUGGUGUAUACCUGAGUGACACAAGUGAGCAAACCGUAAACCCGAGACAAUUCAUUAAAAAGUCGAGAACAUUUCAAGUAUCUAUGAUAAUAUGCUUUGUUGACUACCAGAAGCCAUUCGAUUGUGCAAGCUUGGUAAAUCUUUGGUCCCUUUUAAUAUAGGUGGAUGCAUCGAUACACCUGGUGACACUUAUUAAAAAUUUGUACCAGUCCAAUAUGGCAAAAGUACAACUAGGUAUAUCAAAAGUUCCCCAGUCAAUUCAGAGCAAAGAGAGGGGUUACGACAAAGAUUUACCAACUGAACCUGACUUAUUCAAUAUUUAUGGUGAACUUCUUCUUCUUCUUAUGCAAUCCACUAAUGGAUGUUCGCGAUCACGUUUGACCAUUUUUCUCUAUCCCUUGCAGUAUGUAUUAGGUCUCCUAUGUUUUUUAGUCCUGUCCAUUGUUUGACAUUACGGAGCCAUGACAUUUUCUUCCUGCCCACUCCCCUUCUUCCUUCGAUCUUUCCUUCAAUUAAGGUUUGCAGAAACUGAUAUCUUUCAUUUCUAAUUAUGUGUUCCAGGUAUGCCGUUUUUCUCUGUUUAAUUGUGCACAUCAGUUGUCGUUCUGUACCAAUUCUUCUCAGGAUUUCUUCAUUUGUUAUUCUUGCGGUCCAGGGAACUUUAAGGAUUCGUCGAUAGAUCCACAUCUCAAAUGGUGAACAUGUCAUGAGAAUGGCUUUAGAAGGAUAGGUCGAUGUAAUAACGAUAUCCAAACCCAGAACAUAGUUUAACUGAUCCCCACCAGUGGGGCAGUCAGUCUUAAAAAUUUAUUAUUUUAGUUUUUAUCGUUGGAGUCCAGUCAUAAUAUAAGUGAGGGCUUGGUGCUGCGUCUGCAGCCAUUAGAGACUGAGUUGUAUAACAUUUGCUUGAUUACAAAUCAGAUUAAUUACUCUACCAUCCACUACAGCGUCAAAGAAAUUUCCUGGCUCACCAUUUGCCAACGUUUUAGCUACUUAAGCAUUUAUUUCUGAAGGAAUAGAAAAAGGUGCUAUUAGCUUGUAGGUACUUAUUAAUACUGGAACCCAGUUUGGUUUUAUUUUCGGUACUGGAUCUUCACUAUGUUGUGAAUCGAAGUUUGGUUCUGUAUUGAUAUUUUUCUCUACAAACUUUUGUAUAUUUUCCAGUUUCUUAAUUCUACGAAUAUGAUUCUUAUUCUGAGCUAGAGUUCUUUUCAUGAGAAUUUUUCAGUGCGUCACAGUUUUAAUUUCUUUCUAACGCAUUAAACUGUAUGUGACAGAAAAAAGGCACGUCUGUGAUUACAGACAUUUAUAACAUUUAUUCUAGUUGUCGAUAGAUGGCGCUGUAAUCGAAAAAAAAAUUAUUUACGAAUUAUAUAUCUCCGAAUAUAACCUGUACAAUUUAUAAAACUAUACAAAUCAAAGAAAAUACCAUUUUAUAAAUGCAAUAAACACAAUUGAUUUGUUUUUAUGCCAAAUUACAAAUAAAAUGUGACAACUGUCAGAUUUAAUUAAAAUGUCAUGUUAGAAUAAAUGUCAUAAAUGUGUAUUAUCCAGAGAUAUGUAAAGAGAAUAGAUCUGGCUAGGGAUAUGCCACUCAAUGCAUCGGGGUGUAACGCCGAUAUUAAGUACGGUGGUCUAGCUAUCUUUGCCUGUCGUGCGAGUGUGAUCGUAUCUACCAAGAGGUGGAAGUAAUGGAACGACAGUUACACAGAGGCGGCAGCCAUCAUAUGCUAGAGAGAGAAAUUUAAACGCUGGUAGAGAGAGAUAGAUAGACCACCGACCCGAACUGCUCCGCGUUACGCUAUUUUUCCGAGUUGGCCUAAUCUAUGUGUAUAAGAUCUUUGGUAUUAUCACGGUCUUACCUUUUUUCUAUCAUUUGUGACGCACUGAAAAGUGCUCAUGAAAAGGACUCUACACACUUAUACGCUAUCGGAAGCUUUGAAUGGUUCAUAAUUUGCAUCAGAAGUUUCACCCAAAUUGAAGCUUUUGCAAAUUGCAAAUCACGUUCUGUCAGAGAUUUAGAAUGAUGAGACAACCAAAAUCACGCAAAAUAUUGUAAAAAUAUAAAUUUUAACAGGGUGUAUUACUUACUUAAAUACAUUUUCGAAAGUACUUACAAAAAUAUGGUGGCGUGCACAACCACCUUGUUUAAAAAGACGAUUAUAUAGAGGCAUCGACAGAAAAUAUUGUUUUCAGAAAACGUGUUAAACAGCUUUCACAUUUGUUUUUUAUAUAGUAAGCGCCACGCUAGUAGACACACGGGUGCCUAAUUGCUAGGCUUGGGCUAAACCGGCCCGUUCUCACUUAUGAAUUUCUUUUCUGUAGUGUCAUGUGACUAUCAUAAAACUAUUCAAAAUAAUUGUUUUUCCAGACAAAAAAUACAUGAAUUAAUAGUAUUGUUACUUUGCUUUAAAAAAACUUUAUUCAAACACCAAAAAUAUUACAAUACUUACUUCAAAUACAACUGUUCUAUAAACUGUCAACUUUCUAUGUUUAUAUUACUUUCUACAGGGUGAUUGAUUAGUAGGGUAAAGCUCAAUAGCUCCGCUAUAGUAAUAAAUAUAAAUAAAAGUUAAUAACAAAAAUUUUAGCCACCUUUGAGCUUCACAUUACAAAAUUAGUUAGAAUGUUACAGGGUGUUCGAUAACACAGUGGCAGACCUAACUUAUGUUUUUUUAAAUGGAACACCCUAUAUUUUAUUUUAUAUUCGAAAUCCUGUUAACUUAUCCAUCACAAAAUAUAAAGGUUUGUAAUGUUAUACAGGGUAUUUACAAAGUUAUAACCAAUUUUGUAUGAAAAUCGUAACAAGUUCAACUCCCUGUAUAAAUAAAAAUAAGCACAACAGCAAUGGUUUAUUAAUGCCUUAUUCUAUUUUUCAUCUCAUCGUCAUAAACUUCAUUAUUAACGUAACCCCAAAAAAAUCAGUCCAGUUUAUUAAAUUCAAGUGAUUUUGGUGGCCACGCUACUGGUCCAUUGAAAAAUGAAAAUAUCUCGAAAACUAAUAAAUUUAGACAUAGGGAAUGUUAUCUAAAAAUGAAAGUACGUUAAUGGUACUUUUCAAUAGUGAUAUAAAAUACAGGGUGUUCCAUUUAAAAUUACUGAGAAAAUAAUGUACUUGCGUUUUGACUCACCCUGUAUUUGAUUUAAAGAAAAUUAGCAAUAUCGACCAUUCUUGAAAAUUUUGAUAAUACGUUAAAAAAUAUGGCAUUAAUAAACCAUUGUUGUUUUGCUUAUUUUUAUUUAUACAGGGAGUAGAACUUGUUACGAUUUUCAUAUUAAAUUUCUUAUAACUUUGUAAAUACCCUGUAUAACAUAACAAACCUUUAUAUUUUUGUGAUGGAGAAGUUAACAGGAUUUCGAAUAUAAAAUAAAAUAUAGGGUGUUCCAUUAAAAAAAACAUAAGUUUGGUCUGCCACUGUGUUAUCGAACACUCUGUAACAUUCUAACUAAUUGUGUAAUGUGGAGCUCAAAGGUGGCUAAAAUUUUUGUUAUUAACUUUUAUUGCUAUCUAUUACUAUAGCGGAGCUAUUGAGCUUUACCCUACUAAUCAAUCACCCUGUAUACAUUUUCUGGCAUUCUAGACGUCACUAGACAUAAAAGUAAACAGUGCAACAAGUGAGGGGUCCAGGACUGUAUUAGCUCAAUGUACCCGUGUGUCUAGUAGCACGGCGGUUACUGUAUACUUGGCCUUUUUUUACACAUUUACUAAUUUUUGUAUAUAUUUACAUGUACUUAAGUCAAACAAAGAACCCCAAAAGCUUCUCCUACUUCAAUAGUAACAAGUAAACCUCAUGUUUCACAUAUUUAUGACGUGAGGCAGUACUGACAAAUGUUCUUAAAAUUUCCUUCGUCUUCGUAAAUUUAUUUAUUUAUAAAUUAUUAUUAAUAUUUUUUUACUCUAUUUUUUUUAAUGUUAGAUACAACAUUUUUUUAUACAUAAGAUUUCAAUCAUUCACCAUUAAUUGUUCUCUUCAUUUUAUCUCUUUUCCUCUCUUUCUUGUUUUAUAUUCCUUUUCCCCCUUCAUUUUUUCUAUCUCCUACAUUACUUUCCUUGUUUCCUGUAUUGAUAAAUGUGCAUUUUAGGUAUUUAUACAGUGGGCACAAAAAAGUGAUAGAAUAGGGAACUUGAAUCACAACCGAAGACGAUUAAAAUCGAGAGAAAAUUCAAAUUAUAGCAGCCAGACCAAAACGCUCCCUCAUUGGUCGUGACGUCAUAUCAUUAUAAUGUUCGAGUUCCGCGUCAUUAAUUCAUUAUGUUUGAUAUUCGUUUGCUUGUUUGUAACCAUUUUAUGGUGUGUCUCAGUUUUAUAAAUCUUUAGAUAGUUGCUGUGUAGAUAUUUCAUAUUAUUUGAGUGUUUUUAUUAAGACAAUUUUUUUAAAAUGACCGAAGAGGGUUUUUCUAAAGGGGAAUAUGAUAACUUACCCAUUAUGAACAUAAAUAUUUAUUAUUAUGAUUAGUUUAUUUUAGUUUUAUAGUAAAAACAGUUCCAGAAAAAUAUUGUAUAGGUAGGUAAAUAUCAUUCAAUCUGUAAUGUACAUCUACCAAAAUAUACCAAAAGUUAUAAUAGUUUCUUUUUGUGCAAAAUACACUUGGUUUAUUAAAAAAAAACUAUUAAUCAGACAACAGACAUUAAAAUGUUCUUCACAUAAAUGAAGACUGUGAGAAUGAACUGAAAUUACUUCAAUUAGUCCAUUCUUUCACGGUUUUUGCUCUAAAUUUUAAAGAACCGCUUGGAUUGACAUGAAAUUUGGCAUACGUAUAGCUUACAUGUCAAAGAAAAAAAGUGAUAUUGUGCCGAUAUGUGCUUUUGCCCUGGGGGUGACUUUCACCCCCUCUUGGGGGUGAAAAAAUAUAUGUCCAAAAUAAGUCCGGAAAUGGGUAAACUGACUAAUUUUAAGUAACUUUUGUUCUAUAGAGCUUUUUCGCCAAGUCAACACUUUUCGAGUUAUUUGCGAGUGAAUAUGUUCAUUUUUCAACAAAAUAACCACAUUUUUAGACGGUUUUUCGCAAAUAACUCAAAAAGUAAGUAUUUUGUUGAAAAAAACGUUCCUAGCAAAAAUAUAGCCUAUAAAAAAGUAAAAAAAAAUGGUGUACGCGUUAGGUCUCUGGAUCUCACAGAACCAGAGUUACAGCCAAUGAAAAAUAGAUUCAUAUUCACCAAAUUUCAAAUAGAAUAUUUCGACGUGAAAUAUCCAAAAAAUUAAGCACUUUUUUGGGAAAAUACAUUUUAACUUUUUUAAAGUGUUUAAAAAAGCUUUAUUUUUGUUUUGACAAAAAGGUUCUAGCAUUAAAUUUAAGCAAGUUACGCUCAAAAUAAAGUAGGUCCCUUUUGUUUUUGUGCAAAAAAAAAUCGGGAAGACCACCCCCUAAUUAGCAACUUAAAUGAAAUUAAUCGUUACCGCUCCACAAAUUAUUUUACUUAUGUUGUGUUUAUAUGAUCUGUAAGUUUCAUCGAUUCAAAGUGCUUAUUUUUGAAAAAAUUUGGUUCCAAAGUAAAAUAUUUAAAAAUUUAAAUUUUGAAAAAUAUGUUUUUUUUUUCAAAAUAACUUAAAAAUUGUUAGAGAUACCAAAAAUCUCGAAAAACAAAAAAAAGUCGGCAUUGCUUUUCUGAAUAUCAUGUAUUUUUUUGUUUUUCUGUCGGACAAAAAUUGAUUAAGAUUUGGUGUUUCUAAAUUUGCAUAGAUUCGUGAUCAGUGACUCGUUCAACCCCUUUUAACUACAGCCCUUUCAAUAAUAAGGACUUUGAACCGAUGAAACUUACAGAUCAUAUAAACAAUAUAUACACGAGUCAAGAAACUUGUGAAGUCGUAUAUUAAGUUCAUUUAAGAUACUAAUUAGGGGGUGAUUUUCUCGAUUUUUUACCAAAACCAAAAGGGACUAACUUUAUUUUGAGCGUAACUUGUUUAAUUUUGAUGCUAGAAAUUUUUUUUAUAAAACAAAAAUGAAGCUUUUUUUAAACACUAUAAAUAUGUUGCAAUGAGUUUUCCCCAAAAUGUGCUUCAUUUUUGGCUAUUUCACGUUAAAGUAUUUUAUUUGGAAUUUGACGAAUAUGAACCUAUAUUUCAUUAUCUAUAACUCUGCUUCUACUAGGUGUGGACACGUGAUAAAUACACCAUUUUUUUAAAUUUUUUACAGGCUAUAUUUUUGUUAAAAAUGUUUUUUCGACAAAAUAGUUACUAUUUGAGUUAUUUGAGAAAAACCGUCUAAAAGCGUGGUUAUUUUGUUGAAAAAAUGAACAUAUUCACUGCCAAAUAACUCAAAAAGUAUUGACUUAGUGAAAAAACUCUAUAGAACAAAAGUUACUUAAAAUUAGCCAGUUUAUCCAUUUCCUGACUUUCUUUGGACAAAUAUUUUUCACCCGCAAGAGGGGGUGAAAACCACCCCCAGGGCAAAAGCACAUAUCGGCACAAUAUCACUUUUUUUCUUUGACUUGUUAGCUAUGUGUAUGCCAAAUUUCAUGUCAAUCCAAGCGGUUCUUUAAAAUUUAGAGGUUUUGCAAUAUUUUACCGUUAAUGAACGGACUAAAUGUAAUUUAACAUUUUUGCUUAUCGACUGGUAAUAUAAUAAAUAUUUUAUUGGGGUUUUAAUGGUUGUCUGUAACACAAAAUGGUAUGUACUAAGCAACACAUAGUAAUUACUUUUAUUUUUCAUUGUAAACACACAAUUCAAUACUAUCUCUUCAACAACUGUAUUCAACCAACUGCAAAGUAAACAAAGGGGUAUAUAAUUUUAUAUUAGACAUGAGAAAUGUCAUUAUAAAAUAUUAUGAUCUGACGUCACAAGGGUUUCGCGCGAUUUUUCGAUCGUUUGAAAUGAUUUAAAAACACGAGAAGAUUUUAAAUUUGUACUUAAGAGGAAAGGAACAUUUUGACGCUUGUCAAAAUUUUCAAUAUAUUUUAAAUGUAAUCAUUUUUUCGAAUCCUGAGAAAACUAAUACCUAAGUAUUUUUGAAAAAUUUAAACGCAGAAUGAAAUAUAUUACUUUAUUACCGAGGGACAAGCAAGAAACCCAUUAUGAACGGCCGGCACGGCACAGCCCGGCCCGGCACAGGACAGUCCAAAUUCAUUUGUAUAGUUUUAAAUGCAACGUAACCCAUUAUGAGCGGCCGGCUCGGCCCGGCACGGCACAGCACAGGCCGGCACGUCCAAAAACCCAUUUGUAACGGCCGGCACGGCACCGGAAAAAUUAUCAUAUAUUUUAAAAACUAUCGUAAAAUAAAAGUUUUUAAAAGACAUAAACUACACAAUUUUAAAGAAUAUGCAUCAUAUUAAAAAACGAAUUCAUGGUUAAAAGAUAAUGUACGUACCUGCCCAUUGAUAGAAAUUUUCGGAUAUUUGUAUCCAUGUAUUUGUCCUUUUUCUUACUAUCAUGAUAACUUGAGUCCGAUGCAUCAUACAAAAAUGGGUAUUCUCUGACACUCUCAAUGAAAAGUUCGUCCAUAUUAUUUUAUUUCAAAAGAAACAACGCGCUUUCAAUUAAAAAAUCAACAAUAUAUCUGCUUAUUACCAAUUAUGACGCACUGGCGCCGACUGGCCGUUCAGGCCGUUCGACUUCUACGGAUUUUAUUCUCCUCGGAGAAUUUUGGCCGUUCCGUUUUCGGAUAUUUGUACCCAUGUAUUUGUCCUUUUUCUUACUAUCAUGAUAACUUGAGUCCGAUGCAUCAUACAAAAAUGGGUAUUCUCUGACACUCUCAAUGAAAAAUUCGUCCAUAUUAUUUUAUUUCAAAAGAAACAACGCGCUUUCAAUUAAAAAAUCAACAAUAUAUCUGCUUAUUACCAAUUAUGACGCACUGGCGCCGACUGGCCGUUCAGGCCGUUCGACUUCAACGGAUUUUAUUCUCCUCGGAGAAUUUUGGCCGUUCCGUUUGCGUGCUGGACUGUGCCAGGCCGAGCCGGCCGCUCAUAAUGGGUUACGUUGCAUUUAAAACUAUACAAAUGAAUUUGGACUGUCCUGUGCCGGGCCGGGCUGUGCCGUGCCGGGCGUUCAUAAUGGGUUUCUUGCUUUAGAAUGAAUAAAAAGUUUAUAGUAAAGUCAGAAUUUGGUAUUAAUUUUGAGAGUAAAUUAAAUGUAAGACCAAAUACUUACGAUGUCGGGAUAGUAUCACGAGGGUUUUCCUGGUUUUCCCUCGUGAUUUACUAUGAGAUCUCUAACGCGAGAAUUUUAAUGUCACCGUUGCAUAUGGUUGUCUUUUUAAAGACAGAUCACAUGCUAUGAUUUUUUUGUGACGGAUAUUCUUGAGUUGGGGUUGAUUUCAUGUAAUCGAAUGAACUAUCUUUCAGUAAAGUCGUCCCAGGAACGCAACUCAUAAAUAUUGGCAAUAUCAUUUUAAAGUCUUCUACUUUAAAAUGUAUCAUAUGUAUCUGAAUUGCCGAUAUAAAUGAGUCAAAUUAAAUAAAUUAUUAGAAAAAUUUUUUUAUAAAGCAAGAACAUUUUUGUUUAUGUUAGUAGUAUUUUGUAUUUUGACAACGGCACCCGAUUUGGGCGUCGAAACGUUAAUAAAAAUCAUUUUUAAUAAUAUUGUGGCUUAUUUCCCAUUAUAAAUAGUUAAAAUAAUAAAAAGUUUCUUUUAAAUGAGAUAUUUGAAAUUAAAAAUCACACUAAAUUUUCUCUUAGUUUUUCGCUCCUGUAAGUUAUUAAAAUAAACAUUAUAGAAGUUUUCAGGGACUUUCGGCCCUCGGUAAUAACGUAAUCUUUCAUUUUGCGUUUAAAGUUUUUAAAAAUAUUCAUUAGUUUUCUCAGGAUUCGAAAAAAAUGAAUCCAAUUUAAAUAUUAUUGAAGCAGAAAGUUCGUACCCAUCCCCUUAAGGUUUUGAAGCGUAAAAUUUUAGAAAUCUUAUUUUUAAACAAAACUGAACAUUAUUAUGGAGUAAAAGAAAUGUGCAAGUUCCCUAUUUGGUAAAAAAUUCAACUCAACAACCCCAAAAUAAAUCCAAAGAAACGUUUUUAAUAAUAAUUGUGCUCUGAAUAUCAAACAGAUUUUUUGUUUUGUUUGAAACUUUUUGUCAACUUAAGACCAUGAUUUAUUUUUUAACCAAUACUGUAUUAGUAUUGCAAUGUCUACUGGUUUUUAAACUAUGCAGUAAGAUAUGCAGAUGAUAUACCACUAAUAACCUAUUCACAAGAAGAUCUUGGUCAUAUAAUGAAACAAAUUAAAAGAAGUGAAGAAGUAGUCCAUACAUUAUAUUUAUUGCAUAGUAGUGACAAUACUGGAAAAACAUUCUUUAAACUGAAUUGGUUAUAAUUUCAUGUGGUAUACAUUAUUUUUUUUAUCUUGCUACGUGGUUAAAUAGUUGUUCAUUAAUUAACAAACAGUAUGUUCGUAGUAUCUAAUCAUUUAGAAUGGGAAACAAACAAUUUUAGGAUUUUCCAACAAAACUAUUUGUCGAUAAGGUUUUAGUAUUAUUGAAGUGUACUGUUUAAAUUUUUUGGAAAAUAGUUUAUUUAUUUAGUUAUAGUUACCUAAACUGAACCAAAAAACAUAUUUCAAAACCAAUAUAUUUGUUUGAAAUAUAAAUAAAACGUAGAUGCUUUGUGAUAAAAUGUAAUGUAUUAACGUGAAAUUGAAAAUGAAAAAAAAACGUCAAAAGACAGAUUGACAGAUAGAAUUUUUACUUGCUCAUCAGAUGCCCACAUUCCGCAUUUACAUUACUUAUUAUUUUUUAAGUUAAUAAUUGUAAACGACCAAAUACGUAAUAAAGAUAUUAAACGUUGAAACAAUUGUUUUAAAAAUAGAAACAUAAAAUAGUUUUUGCACUCAAGCUGCGUUAGCGGUAUAAAAGACUCUUAUUAAAAUUCACAUAAAGAGAGAUCAAAAUUAACAAUACCAAUAUCAAGGAUCUCUCCAAUAUACAGGGCGUCCCGAAAAGAUUGGUCAUAAAUUAUACCACAGAUUAUGGGGUCAAAAAUAGAUUGAUUGAACCUCACUUACCUAUGUGCAAUAGUGCACACAAAAAAAGUUACAACUCUUUGAAGUUACAAAAUGAAAAUCGAUUUUUUUUGAUAUAUCGAAAACUCUUACGAGAUUUUUUAUUGAAAAUGGACAUGUGGCAUUUUUAUGGCAGCAACAUCUUGAAAAAAAUUAAAGUGAAAUUUGUGCACCCCAUAAAAAUUUUAUGGGGGUUUUGUUCCCUUCAACCCCUCAAACUUCUGUGUACGUUCCAAUUAAAUUAUUAUUGUGGCACCAUUAGUUAAACACAAUGUUUUUAAAACGUUUUUGUCUCUUAUUACUUUUUCGAUAAGCCAGUGUUUAUCGAGAUAUUUUGAAUAUUUGUCGAAUCCACCACGUAUUUGUAUAUGGUUAAGAGGUUAAGUACGAUUAUAGACCUGUUAAUAAUCUGAAAAUUUAUUUAUAAUUUACAUUUUUAGAUAUAUUUUGAAAAAGAAGCCGCAUCUCGAUAAAAGGUGAUUUAUCAAAAAAAUACUAAGAGGCAAAAAAGUUUCAAAAACACUGUUUAACUAGUGAUACCACAAUAAUAGUUUAAUUGGAACGUACACAAACAUUGGGGGGGGGGGGGUUAAAGGAACAAAAUCCCCAUAAAAUUUUUAUGUAAAUAUAUUUAAAAAGAAGCCGCAUCUCGAUAAAAACUGGCUUAUCGAAAAAAUACUAAGAGGCAAAAAGGUUUAAAAACGUUGUGUUUAACUAAUGGUACCACAAUAAUGAAUUAAUUGGAACGUACACAAAAUUUGGGGGGGGGUUUAAGGGAACAAUACUCCUAUAAAAUUUUUAUGUGGUGGACAAAUUUCACUAUAAUUUUGUUUUAAGAUGUUCCUGCCAUAAGAAUGGUACAUAUCCAUUUUCAAUAAAAAAUCUCUAAUAGUUUUCGAUAUAUUGAAAAAAAUCGAUUUUCAUUUUGUAACUUCAAAGGGCUGUAACUUUUUUUAUGAGCACAUUUGUACUAAGGUAAGUUAGGUUCAAUCGAACUAUUUCUGACCCCAGAAUGUUAGGUAUAAUUUAUGACCAAUCUUUUCGGGACACCCUGUAUAUCACAACAUAAUAAAUUGACAUGUGGCUUUAGGGUCAAAUAUCACUUUCGCAUUCCAACAUAGAUUAACAACUGCAGACGUAAAUAUAAAGUGUCUUAUGUAAUGUUUAUACAUGUAAUUAUUAAAGUGCUUAUUAAAUUUAAAAUUAUUUAACUAAUUUUAAAUACUCCUUUUCCCGGAAGUUCAAAAAUAAUCUAUAUACUGCAUUACUUUUACUUAAUGCUUUUAAUCGUAUAUUUGACUAACUAUUCUUGGAUUAAGUGAGCCACUUAAUCAUUUAUUUGAUAAUCAUAACUCAUAAUAUUUAGAGCCACAGUCUCUAAAUAUAUCAAAUUUAUUAUGUUCAAAUAAAUUCUAUACUACAUUUAUAUCACUGGUUACUGUGGUUACAUAUGUCUCAAUGUUCUAGUUUUAAGCUUACAUGUGUUCAUUGAAGAGGUUUUUGUGAAUUUAUACAGGAAUGUUACAUUUUUUUCUUUUUGUAUUAGAUUAUUUUUUGAUUUGAAGAGACAUUUAUUUUGUAUACUUAAUAGUUUAACACUAUUAAGCACAUUUAUUGUUAAAUUAAAUAUAAAUAAGAUUAUUAAGUACAAUUAUUCAAAGAAUAUUCAAAAACAUUGUCAAGGAAAAAUAUUGAAAAAUAAGCCAACGGUGGCAAAUUUUUACAAGAAAAAAUAAAUUUUGCGGUGGAUAUCAGAACUCAUCACUCGAUCAGGUGAAACAAAUAAUUCAAAAAGAUUUUGUUAGCUUAUGAGUUCCUCGAGGUAAUGCUGUCGAGUUUUUUAUUUUUACCGAUUUUUCAGUUCUUUACAUGACUCUGAAGUAAAAAAAAACACGAAAUUCUUUGUAACAAAAGAGUGAAAAUCAACAUAUUAUUGAAAAAAUAAGCAUAAAAACAAAUACAUAUAUCUCGACAGCGUUACCUCAAAAAAUGUCUAAAGAAAAUCUAUGCAAAAUUUCAGGUGGAUUGGUCAAGUAGUUUUUGAGUUACACGUGUCCACCGCCUUUGAAAAUAGAGUUUAAAAAAAAACUCGUUUAAAGUGUGGACAACUUCGUUUUCAUCUUCUUAUUUCUCUGUAAAAUCGUAAAGUAAUUCACACUAGAAUAUAUUUUGAAUCGUGGAGUAAUCUACAAAAGAGAAGAGGAACAGUUGUUGAACGUUUCUCACUACGCUUAAGCGUGCUGAUGCGAAACCGCGGUAAUGAAGAUAGGAAUAUUCAACAAGCUGUAUUUCUGGUAAUUUUACUCUGAUCCAUCUGAAAUUGUCAUAGAGUAUUCUUGGAGUUGUGCAGUUUUAUUUAAAAUGAGAAAAAAAUUAAGAAUUUCAAACCAUACCCUCCCUCCUUUAACGGAAGGAUUUGUGUGAGGAUUGUUUUAUGUAUUUUCAGUUUAUGUUACACAGGAUAUUAGAUUACAACCAGUAGAGAAAUUAAAAAUGUAUUUGUUUUAUUAUACUGUCGUGCUAUUAUAUUUCAUCACAUGCCAUUUCUCUUUCUACACAAAACCCGUACCCUUCUGUUAUUUUUGUUCUAUUUGUUGAUUGUUUAAUUAUGUAUUUUUUUAUUUCUUUUUUUUUCCAUUUUUUUUCUUCAUACUUUUUUUGUUGGGUUUUUGUUGUCUCCUUUACGUUCUUUACUGCCAUACCAGCAUCAGCUAUUGUUGACAUUUUCCUACAAUGGUUUGAGUGCUCAUCAGGGUAUAUAUCCAGUCCAAAAUAUUUAUACUCUUUAUAUUCAUGAAUCUAUUAUCCAAUUUAAAAGAGUAGGCAUCGUUGUACUCACCCUAACGCAUGAAUUCCAUUUUUUACUGUGGGUGCGUUUUUCUUGAAUAAUUCGUUUAUUUGCGUAAGUUUAUGUGAGUACAGGAUAUGUCCCAUACUUCUUUUUCUUGUCUCUUUCUUUUUUAUUACUGAACUUUGCUGGGAUUUCUUCUAGCCUGUUGUUCGUAUUCCUUUAGUAAUAAUUACUUAUUUGUUUGUCGAAACGUAAAGUCUUAGAUUUAAAAUAUUGUUUAUUAUAUUUUUAUUUCAAUUAUUCUAAUUGUUUAAAAAGUAGUAAACUGUGUAUCUAGGGCUUUUCGUUGUUUUCCUCGUAAUACGAGAGAUGUCGCUAGAUUGCGUCUCAAAAGGUGGAAUCAUUGUAUCGCGAUGGUUUCCUUAAAUAGGCAGAUUGUCGAUAUUUCUUUCAGAGUUGUGACUGCAUAGCUUCACUGAGGAUGCUGAAAUAGCUAUAUGGAGAUGGUGGUCCAACUCUGAAUCAAAUAUGAACAAAAACUGCCUUUAUCUUUUUCAUCUUUGCUCAGAUUUGAGUAUUUAGAAACUGUCUUUCGGUCCUCUUUCUAGACGAAGAGAAGGUAAAUGCGUGGCCUAAGUGUCCUCUAUUUGCUUUCUCCUAUUUUCGUCGUCUCUGUGCUUAUAUAUUGUAAAAGCCGGAGAUACAGGAUGCAGCCAGAAAGCAGUUUAUUAACGAAAAGAUUUAGAUUUAAAAUAUUGUUUAUUAUAUUUUUAUUUCAAUUAUUCUAAUUGUUUAAAAAGUAGUAAACUUUGUAUCUAGGGCUUUUCGUUGUUUUCCUUGUAAUACAAGAGAUGUCGCUAGAUUGCGUCUCAAAAGGUGGAAUCAUUGUAUCGCGAUGGUUUCCCUUAAAUAGGCAGAUUGUUGAUAUUUCUUUCAGAGUUGUGACUGCAUAGCUUCACUGAGGAUGCUGAAAUAGCUAUAUGGAGAUGGUGGUCCAACUCUGAAUCAAAUAUAAACAAAAACUGCCUUUAUCUUUUUCAUCUUGAUUCAGAUUUGAGUAUUUAGAAACUGUCUUUCGGUCCUUUUCCUAGACGAAGAGAAGGUAAAUGCGUGGCCUAAGUGUCCUCUAUUUGCUUUCUCCUGUUUUCGUCGCCUCUGUGCUUAUAUAUUAUAAAAGCCGGAGAUACAGGAUGCAGCCAGAAAGCAGUUUAUUAACGAAAAGUCUUAGAUUUAAAAUAUUGUUUAUUAUAUUUUUAUUUCAAUUAUUCUAAUUGUUUAAAAAGUAGUAAACUUUGUAUCUAGGGCUUUUCGUUAUUUUCCUCGUAAUACGAGAGAUGUCGCUAGAUUGCGUCUCAAAAGGUGGAAUCAUUGUAUCGCGAUGGUUUUCCUUAAAUAGACAGAUUGUUGAUAUUUCUUUCAGAGUUGUGACUGCAUAGCUUCACUGAGGAUGCAUGAGGAUGCUGAAAUAGCUAUAUGGAGAUGGUGGUCCAACUCUGAAUCGAAUAUAAACAAAAACUGCCUUUAUAUUAUUUGUUUGUAUUAUUGCCUCAACAUUUAUGGCUAGACUUUUAUGAUCAUCAUCACUAUGGCGUUACAACUCUCCUUGAAUAUUUGCCGCGCUUACUAUUGCCUUCCAUGUUUGUCGGUCAUGUGCCACUAUCUCCCAUUAUCUCACUCCCAUUUUCUCUAGAUCCCUCUCUUUGUAUCCCUCCACCUGAAAUGCUGAUAGUAUUGAUAUCAAAAGUUUGUUAAGUCAGCGUUGUAGUCUGGUAUUCUAGAAACCAUGAAUGAUAAAACUAUGUUUAGAAUAUUGGAUCUGAUGAUUGUGUAUAAAACAAUUAAUAUCUAAGUUGAUGAAGUUGAUUAUUAAGUGUGUCUUUGCUGAACGAUUUUAUCUAUGGACAAGUGAAUUAUAGGAUAUUUAGUGUGACCAACUCCAAUUCAGUCAAAUUCGGGACAAGACUGAUAAGAAUACCUGAAAUCCGGGACUUUUCAAUGAUAAGCGGGUAAUUUUUUUUCAAUAUAGAACUUUAAUAUCAUUAUUUUAUUGAUUAUACAGCUUACGAACAAUAUUAAUAUUUUUGUGCUGACAAUGAUAUUUUUGGUGGGAUUAAACCACAAUUGGUUUCAUAUAAUAAUUACAUUUUUGUUAGUUUUUGACGUUUCGACUUCCAAUCCGGAAAUGAUCCUCAAUAAAUGAAAAAUUAUAAAAUCAACUGAUGUUGGAUUUCCAUCUUUUUUUGUCCCACCAAUUCAAUUUGAUCUGAAUUCCUAGAAGAAUAUCAUAUUCAAAAUAGAAUUUUACCAAAACGUUGAAAAUUCGGAUGGCCCGGAACACCGGGGCACGACUUCGUAAUUCGGGCUAUGUCCCGGAUUUUUCGGACUAGUUGGUCAUACUAAGGAUACUGUUUCUGUAUUCUAUAAGAUAUUUUUAUACUCUGAAGAAAAAAACUUCAUUUAUUUUCUUUUUACCACUUGUGAUAUAAAGUAGGUAUAUAAGUUAUUUACAAAAAAAAAUAUACUUUGUCUACACGUUAAUUCACAUGAUCUUUACAUUUGGUAAAACAGCUGAUUUUGGACUACCGCCUUGGUUUUUACAUGAAAACGGAACCAACCAACUUACUGGAGGAGAAGAGGAGUUUGUUGAAAAAAAUGUUGCAUUUUUUAUAAUAAACUAUUUCGUGUUUUUCGCAAAAAUUUGAUAGUUUUUUCAGAGUAUAAAUAGAAAAAUAAACAAUUUAGCAGAGACACAAAUUAAAAUAAAACAUGUACUAUAAGAUCUACCUAUUAUAAUAAUUUUUAUCUGUAAUAAAUCGUCAAACAUU